AAGUUCAUGACAAACCGGCUGCUUCAAAGGAAGCAAAUGGUUGUCGAUGUCCUCCAUCCAGGCAAAGCAACAGUCCCCAAGACAGAGAUCAGGGAGAAGCUUGCAAAAAUGUACAACACCACCCCAGAUGUGGUGUUCGUCUUCGGCUUCAAAACUCAGUUUGGUGGUGGCAAGACAACAGGGUUUGGCAUGAUCUACGACUCGUUGGACUACGCCAAGAAGAAUGAGCCCAAAUACAGGCUGCAAAGGCAUGGCCUUUAUGAGAAGAAAAAGACAUCUAGAAAACAGCGCAAGGAACGCAAGAACGGAAUGAAGAAAGUUAGAGGCACCAAGAAAGCUUCUGUUGGUGUUUCUGGCAAGAAGUAAGACCUUCAGGGAAGACCAUCGGCCUGAAAAUGUUCUUGUACAUUGUCAACAAAUAAAUUCUUUAAAAAAACUGAAAAAAA
Molecule: messenger RNA, 446 nt
Organism: Sinocyclocheilus anshuiensis
Lineage: Eukaryota; Metazoa; Chordata; Actinopteri; Cypriniformes; Cyprinidae
Product: 40S ribosomal protein S24-like
Exons: 1
Coding region: 7-366 (119 amino acids)
Biological process (GO): translation
Cellular component (GO): ribosome
Molecular function (GO): structural constituent of ribosome
Source: RefSeq, a predicted model, not a curated record